AUGGAAAUAAAGAAUGACGAUAUAACAAAAUUUCCAUUGACUACAACAAUUGGUACAGAAACAUCAAUGAAUAGUACUACAGAAUUUUGUAGUGAUCGAAGUAUUAUAUCUCAAAAUAAUUUAGAAACAUUCAUACAAUCUGCAACAGUUUUUUUAUUAAUUUUUACAUUAUUAAGUUCAAUCUUUCAAAUUUUUAUUAUUAAUGUUGCUUGGAAUUUAAUUAAAAAAGGGAGUGGAGAUAAAUGUCUUCAUAUAUUUCUUUUAAGUAUGACUAUUGCCGAUUUUCUCCUUACUGGUAUCGCUUAUCCUAUCGAACUUGGGAUACGUGUUUUGGAAAUUGAAAAUGUCAAUAAACAUAUUAUGAUAGUUAUGCAUGGUCUUUGCUGGGUUGGUAUGAUAAUUUCAAGUAUUUCAUUAGUAUUUAUGAAUCUCGAAAAGUUAGUCUUUUUUAAACUUCCUUUAAGUUAUUCAUUAUAUUUUACACAACAACGAGUAGUUGUAACUACUAUUUUAUCAUGGAUUGGAAGUAUUCUGUUUGUUGUGUUUGCAUGGCUUACAGGGUUAUUUAGUUGUGUUAAUGAUUCAUGUACUACAUUAGGAAUGUUUAGUACAAAAAUUCAUGUUUAUAUAGCAUUUAUAAUUAUUGUUAGUAUUAUUCCUACAACAACCAGUUUGUUAGUUGGAAUUUAUAUUAUGAAACUUAUUAAGAAUCAUACUAAACAAAUUGCUGAAGAAGCAACAUUAUUUAAUACAGUUAAUAAUGAAGGUUCAAAUCGUUCAAAUUCAAUAAAUAAUUCAAAAUGUGAACAAAAAAGCAGUAAUCUUGUUGCAAUACGUUUAAAAACUUUUUAUUAUGUAUUUAUCACAAGUAUUUUUACUGCAUUAACAUUAUUACCAUACCGUUUAAUAAAUAUUGAAAGAGCAAUAAAUCCUUCCGCUCAUAGAACUUGCUUAACAAUACUAAUAUACUGGAUACUUGUUUAUAUGGUAUAUUGUAACUCUAUUUUUAAUCCAUUAAUUACAUUAACUGUAUUACCACAAUAUCGCAGAAAAUUCUUAAGAUUUCUUUGUUUUUGUCAUUACAAAAGUAGAAGUGGAGAAAAAUUUCAAAUUAGAAGUAGUAUUGGAGAUAUUUAA
This is a messenger RNA of Strongyloides ratti, 1137 nucleotides long. RefSeq names its product G protein-coupled receptor, rhodopsin-like family and GPCR, rhodopsin-like, 7TM domain-containing protein. Bases 1 to 1137 code for a protein of 378 amino acids. The transcript has 4 exons. Gene Ontology annotation, cellular component: membrane. Gene Ontology annotation, biological process: neuropeptide signaling pathway. Gene Ontology annotation, molecular function: neuropeptide receptor activity. Lineage: Eukaryota; Metazoa; Nematoda; Chromadorea; Rhabditida; Strongyloididae. The record is from RefSeq and is a predicted model, not a curated record.